UAUUAUUAUUAUAUGUGCUCCUGUAUUUUCAUUUUGUUUGGCUUGAAUUCCAAUUUUUCGCCACUCACGCUCAAAGCACCAACAGUAGUUUCCGGCUGGUCUAACAGUGUGCAGCAGCGAAGAGGAUAAGCAGAAACCAGCUCGAAGUGUACAUUAUAGUUUAAAAGAAAAUGUUGCAAUUUUUGAUGGGAUUUACUUUGGGAAAUGUGGUUGGCAUGUUCCUGGCACAGAACUAUGAGGUCCCAAACAUUUCUAAGAAGAUUGAAGAGUUCAAGAGAGACGUGGAGGCUAAGAAGAAGCCACCGGGUUCCUGAAAUGUAGAGGAUACUUCAGUCAAGAUCUGAGAGGGAUUGGGGGUGGGGGAGUGGGGAGGUUAAACAUUGAGCAUUUGUUCAGUACCUAAAUAAUGUCUAUUAAUGCAACAUUUAGAAUUAAGUAGAACUGUUAAGCAAAUGGAGAUUAUUAUUAUUAUUAUUAUUAUUAUUAUUAUUAUUAUUAUUAUUAUUAUUAUUAUUAUUUAUUUAUUUUUUUUGUAGAAAGUUCCUUGAUCAAUCAACGUAGAACCGUAGAGUAGAAUGUGGAGAAAAUGGCUCAAACCUUUGGAAAUAUUACCGCAGAAAACUGCAAGCCUAUAAACUGUUUAUCAUCAUCUGUUGGGGAUUUGGCUUUUAUUAGAUACCUUUUGCUUAGUGCUGAAGACCCAGAAACCAGGAUUCCACCUGGAUUGCAUGAACCCCUUAUUUUUACAUGUAAUUCCAGGAUAACCAUUGAUUGGUGGUUGAUGCAUUUCCCCAGUGCUGUAUUAAUCCAGUUUAUCUCAGCGAGGAAUACGGUAGGGUUGGUUAUAGUAAAUCAAGUUCAUGUCAGUGAUUUCACAGACGUGUGUAACUUCCAAACUGCUUUAAACAGCACUGGGGCAUGUCAUUGCACUUUAGAAAGUGGGGUGUGUGCGUCCUCAUUCAUAGUACACAGCACCCUGUGUGGGAGAAAUGCUGAAACUUACUGUGACAAAGCACAAACAGUGUGGGUCCUUAGUUACCAAAUAACUUUUAAACAAGUAUUUAUAAAAAAAAGUUGUUUUAAAGAAUAAACAUUAUUUUGCUGUUUUGAAAUUUUCCUUUGAUGAGUUUAUUUAUAUUUGUCUGCCAACACAGCCACUUCAACUAAUAUCUCAUUGACCAUGUGUGACCAAAAAUGGAUGCUUAGAUAGAGGCAAAGUUUGUGGGCAUCGAUCAUGUUGAAAUAACCCUGUAAGGCAGGAUUUAUACAAAGCUGCCACUGCUGCACUGCAUGCUUACCAGAGACUAUUUAAGGUUCAGAUUUAAUUUACAAGGAUAUGUAGAUGUGCUGUUGACCAUGUCAUUGACCUCUGUCCGAUCAUGGCUUCCAUAUUGAGGUCCAGGGACUUUUAAUUAUGUUUAUUCUAAGAUUUUUCUCAAGUUUUAUUAAUGAUGACUUCCAGUAAAAAUGAACACAUUGACCUCUUCUGUAUCAAUGAUACAGACCACAUGCUUUGAGAUACUGUUUUUCUGUUUCUAUUCUGACUUUCAUUCAAGUUUCAUAACUGCUGUAGUCUACAAAAAAAGAAAAAAGUUUCACUGCCAUUGUUU
Molecule: messenger RNA, 1610 nt
Organism: Acipenser ruthenus (sterlet)
Lineage: Eukaryota; Metazoa; Chordata; Actinopteri; Acipenseriformes; Acipenseridae
Product: short transmembrane mitochondrial protein 1-like
Exons: 3
Coding region: 171-314 (47 amino acids)
Source: RefSeq, a predicted model, not a curated record